AUGGAGCGCUCGGAAGGAGGCGAGCGGAGCCAGCAGCAGCCCUGGGGGAAGCUGAUCCGGCUGGGUGCUGAUGAGGCAGAGCCGCACGUCUUGCUGCUGAAAAGAGAAUGGACAAUUGGUCGGAAGAAAGGUUGUGAUUUAUCUUUCCCUGGAAACAAGUUGGUGUCUGGAGAUCACUGUAAAAUUAUAGUGGAUGAAGAAUCUGGUCAAGUGUCAUUGGAAGAUACAAGUACUAAUGGAACAGUAAUUAAUAAACUGAAAGUGGUGAAGAAGCAGACAUACCCUUUACAGACUGGAGAUGUGAUCUAUGUUGUUUACAGAAAAAAUGAGCCAGAGAACAAUGUUGCUUAUCUUUAUGAAUCCUUAAACACAAAACAUGAUGCAACUCAAGAACCAGUAGCUGUAGAAGUUAAUGUAGAAAACCAAUGCCAUGUGACCAAAGAUACCUCAAAUACAGGAAGAAGUAAUGAUGAGACCCAAAUUACCUCAUCACCGUCAGCUACUCAGUCUUGCUAUGAGGAACCACAGCCAUCUACUUCUACAUCUAACCUCUUUAAUGCUUCUUCUACCUCUCUUAUUGAGUCUGCAUCUGUUCAGCAGGAUAAUCCUUCUACAUCUGGAUCACAAUCCUCAGUUUUCACUCCUGUGCCUGCUUUCCCCAUCUUAGAACCUGUGUGUGUAAGAGCACUGCAUGAUGAACGUGAAAAGCUGGCUGUGAAUACUGAAAAUUCUGCAGUCACUUCAGAAAUCCCUAAGAAAUUAAAAGCAGAAUCGGAUUCUCAAAGAACAGGGGAGGAGGAAGAAGAUUUGGAACCUGCUAAGAAGAAACUAAAAGAAGAUGAAGAUGCUUGUCCAAAUAUUCCACCAGCAACUCCAAGUGAAUGCAUCAUUAAAAUUGGCUCUGAAGAUGCAAAAACGUCAAAUGUGAAACCAGAUAAGAUGGAAGAAACAUUAACUUGCAUUAUCUGCCAAGAACUGCUGCAUGACUGUGUAAGCUUGCAGCCUUGUAUGCAUACUUUUUGUGCUGCCUGCUACUCAGGAUGGAUGGAAAGAUCUUCUCUAUGUCCAACUUGUCGUUGUCCAGUAGAACGUAUUUGUAAAAAUCACAUAUUGAACAACUUAGUGGAAGCUUAUCUGAUUCAACAUCCAGAUAAGUGUCGUAAUGAAGAUGAUGUACGUAGCAUGGAUGCUAGAAACAAAAUUACUCAAGACAUGUUGCAACCUAAGGUGCGGAGAUCUUUUUCAGACGAGGAAGGAAGUUCUGAAGAUUUGUUGGAAUUGUCAGAUGUAGACAGUGAAUCUUCAGAUAUCAGUCAACCAUAUAUAGUGUGCAGGCAGUGCCCAGGGUAUCGAAGACACUCUGUUCCAACUCUGUCUGGUACAGUCCAAGAGACAGAAACAGGAGGAAUGCAAGCACUGGGAGAUGCGCCAUCUACGUCAGCCAACUUCCCUGCAGCUGUCCAAGAAUAUGUGUGUCCUGCUCAAGGAAGUCAUGUAAUAUGCACUUGCUGCUUUCAGCCAAUGCCUGACCGAAGAGCAGAGCGUGAACAGAAUCCUCAUGUUGCUCCUCAGCAAUGUACAGUUUGUCUGCAACCCUUCUGUCACUUAUACUGGGGCUGCACUCGGAUGGCAUGUUUUGGCUGUUUGGCACCAUUCUGUGAAAUAAACCUUGGUGAUAAGUGUUUAGACGGAGUCCUAAAUAACAACCACUACGAGUCAGAUAUCCUAAAGGAUUACCUGGCAUCCAGGGGUUUGACAUGGAAAAAUAUGUUAAACGAAAGUCUCUUGGCUCUUCAAAGAGGAGUUUUUAUGUUGUCAGAUUACAGAAUUACUGGGAACACAGUGCUUUGCUACUGUUGUGGCCUUCGCAGCUUUCGAGAACUUGCCUACCAGUACAGGCAGAAUAUUCCUGUUGCUGAAUUGCCAGUGACUGUCACAUCACGUCCUGAUUGCUACUGGGGGCGCAACUGUCGAACUCAGGUCAAAGCACAUCAUGCCAUGAAAUUUAAUCACAUUUGUGAACAAACACGAUUCAAGAACUGAAUACUUGUAGUCUGUAGAGAGGGGACAAAAACCUGUUACACUGCUUGUACAGUUCAAGGUUUCAGGGGAUCUUCUCAGUUCCCCCAUAGCAGGGACUCAAUAACUUUUGCAUCAGGUAAUCUGGUGUGAACUUUUUAAUUUGUAGAAUUUUACAGCUGUACGUGAAAAAGGUAGAUUCAAUUUUUUUUUUCCAAGAAAGUACAGCAAACAUUGCAUUCCAUCCUCAUGACUACAGUGUCCCUGUAUCACUU
This is a messenger RNA of Antrostomus carolinensis (chuck-will's-widow), 2294 nucleotides long. RefSeq names its product checkpoint with forkhead and ring finger domains (gene CHFR). The coding region runs from base 1 to 2043 and encodes 680 amino acids. The record is from RefSeq and is a predicted model, not a curated record. Gene Ontology annotation, cellular component: nucleus. Gene Ontology annotation, biological process: ubiquitin-dependent protein catabolic process; mitotic cell cycle checkpoint signaling; protein ubiquitination. NCBI's taxonomy places the organism in Eukaryota, Metazoa, Chordata, Aves, Caprimulgiformes, Caprimulgidae. Gene Ontology annotation, molecular function: protein binding; ubiquitin-protein transferase activity. The transcript has 17 exons.